AUGGGCUUUCGAAUAGAUCCUUGGUUACAGGCCCGAGAACGCUACCUCGAUGCGAUUAGCGACGAGCAGAAGGUUCUUUUCCAGAGUGCAACUCUAGAGAACUUAUUCCACAUCUACAAUACUGGGACAGCUGAAACACAACACCGGGCGAAAAGUAGAUCCAAUACGGCAGCGAAAAAACUGCAAUCAUUUGUCGCUGCAGUCGACUACUUUGGCGGCGUUAUCGACGCACCUCCUAGUGCGGCUUCAUUGAUCCUGCGUACAAUAUGGGACGGUUUUCGGGCAUUAUUAUAUCUUUCAAGUAAUUUCAAGAAAUAUUACUCCAAAUUAGUCAACAUUCUCAAAAAGGUGGGGGAUAUAAUAUUUAAGUUCAAUGCCUACGAGCGCUUAUUCCCUACCCACAAACACGUUAUCGGGUACAUGCCGUUUGUUUAUCUAGAUGUUCUCGAGUUCUGCAUGCAAGCAAACAAUCUUUUCCGGAGCGCAAGGAGUGGUCAAUGCACCAUGCAAAAUCUAUGGAGUUCCUUUAUGGAAGACUCUGGCGGAUCUCUGAGAAGAAUACAAUACUAUAUGGAGAGGGUCGAAAUCGAAGCAAGCUUAUCUUAUAUAAUUGAAGAGGCUGCAGAUAAGGAGACACGCAGAAAAGAAAUAGGACGGAGGGAUCUAGUCCAUGAACAUGUCGAUGACAACGAAAGGCGAUCCCUUUCCAGUCGGAUUCGAGGCCUAGAGCAUUUUAGGGCGCAGAAUGAGUGGGAAAGACAUCUGAUAAUGCUUGAACAAGAGAAAAUUGAUGGAAUAUCAGCGCUACAAAGACUGUCGCAAUGUCAGCCUAAGUGGAAGCAUCAUAAACUCCAAAGGGAGCGAGGUGCAGGCACGGGUAGAUGGAUAACGCUUACACACGAGUUUUGCAGCUGGAUAAGUCAAGGCAGUUCGUCCUGUGUUUGGCUUUAUGGGAUUGCUGGCUCUGGAAAAACCAUGUUGACGACUGCCGUGAUUGACACCAUCAAAACCAAACACGAUCUUGGGGGUGCCCUCUUGGCAUAUUUCUAUUACGACUACGAAAAUAAUGUGACACUCCGGGCCCGAGAGAUCGUUGGAAACAUAAUUCAGCAGUUAUCGAGUGACCUCCGGGUUUCUAGGAGAAUCAUUCGAAUGGUAAAAAAUAUUUAUAAGCGCGACUGUGUUCCAAGCAUGCAAGAGCUCUCUAAUAUUCUUUUGCUAUUGAUUGAGGAGCUACCAAAGGUCUUUAUCGUUCUCGACGGCCUAGAUGAAUGCAAUGAGAAGGAGCGUGAACUUAUCUUGCCAUGGCUAGUUAUGUUGGGACGAAGCACUACAUCUAUAGUUAAACUUUUUGUUUCCAGCAGAGUAGAAGACGACAUCCGCAAAUCAUUCACCGGUCGUAAUUGGUUUUCCAUUGCCGCUAGUCCUAAAAGCGUCUCUUUGGAUAUUGCUACGGUUAUUGGAAAUACCAUCAAAACGAAGAUAAGAGACGAGAAGUUUUGUGUACGAAAUCCCAUUUUUCUACAAGAAAUUAUUGAUACACUUGUGGAAAAAGGGAAAGGCAGAUUUCUUUGGGUGAGAUUUCAGCUCAACGAUAUCUGCGAGGAAAUGUCAGAGGACGGUAUCAGAAACGUUUUGGGCAAUCUUCCAAGUGAUUUGAACGAAACAUACACGCGAGCUUUGGUUGAGAUAAUACACCAAGGUGCAACUCAGAUCGAUCUGGCUCAAAAGGCCUUUAGAUGGAUAGUAGCGGCCAGACGCACCCUAACUCUGGAUGAGCUACGGGAAGCGGUUUCUAUAGAAGCAAAGGAUAAAUCGGUUGAUCUCGAUAAAGUGCCAGAAGCCUCACAGGUCUUCAGGGCCUGUGGUAAACUUGUGGUAUAUGAUCACCAGGACAGAAGUAUUCACUUGGCGCAUUACACUGUGCAACAGUUUUUAGUUUCCGAUGUUUCACUUGACGAAAUCGAUAUUUCCAGGCAGAUUACCAACUUCCAUUUUCGAUCAGAGGUUGCUGAAAUUGAAGCUGCUAACAUUUGUGUCACUUAUCUCAUGUUUAAUGACUUUGAAGACGAUUUCGAACGCGAAAGGACCCUCGCCGUCACGCAAUCCGAAAUUUCGCAUUUAACAGCGACAAGUUGGAUACCAGAUAUGCCAGGCUUGGUUAAAAAGACAAAGAGCGAUAUGUUGAUUUUCCUCCGCAAAGCAGGGUUCUCACGUCCAUCAGUCGACAUCAACCAAUAUUUUAAUCUCCUUUUAAGACCUUGUAGAGCUGCCCGAAUCAAACAUCGAUUCCUCGACUAUACUAUCAACCACUGGGUUGAACACACCAUUUAUCUCGAAGGCAGCCAUGGACUGAUUGAAUCAUUCGCAGAGCUAGUAUUAAACCACAAGAUUUAUUUCAACUUCCGGCCUUGGGGAGAUGGCGAGAUCGGUAUGUCAGACCGGUUGUGUGAAAAUAUGUUCCGUUGGGCGUUAAAGAAUGAUUAUGGACAUAUUAUUGCGAUUUUACUUGCAUCAUCCACUCAAAGGACGGGUUAUAAGCCUUUUGAUACGCCCCCCGUCAAGAUUCUCGAUCACCUCGCCUCAUCUUACAUAAACUGCCUAGUGGAAGAGGAAUUGCCUCUUUAUUAUGCAGCGAAAAUGGGCUAUGAGAGAACUUUGCAAGUAUUUUUGUCUAAUCAUGGUCAAAAGCUUUUUUCAUAUUUUUACAUCACACCCACCAUUAAAACAGCCAUCACUAUAGCCAUAUCAAAUGGACACAAACGAGCAGCAAUGCUUCUGCUCGAAACGUUCGCUGGAACCCCAGAAUUCGAACUUGGAUAUGAUCAAAACACUUACUACCUUAAUUUUACCCCAGAAGCAUCCUCUCCUCGUGACAAAAAUACCUAUUUCCCCCUCCAUCUGGCAGUAAAAUUUCGGCUCAAAAAGGUUGUAGGCAUUUUACUCAGCUCUUUCGGUUACGAGAAGAACGCCGCAAUAAACGGUCCUGACACAACUGGACUCCGCCCGGUUCAUUAUUGCUCCCAAAAUGGGGACCUGGAGAUCUUAAAGCUUCUUUACUCAUGUAAACCGUACCCGAACACCCCGACCGAUGAUGAUGAAAAAUCAACAGCUUUAUACCUCGCUCUGUAUAACGGCCAUGAAGACGUGGUGAAAUUUCUUUUGGGCAUAAAAGCCUGUGUUGACGAAAAAACGUACACCUUGGCGCUCAAGACAACUCAACCUGGCCACCUCCAAGUGUUGGAAGCAAUUUCUCUAACACUAGAGGCAUCGAUCCGAUCGGAUAUCGACCGAAAGUUCAAAACUUCCUGGUAUCACAUCACAGCACACUCACUCGGACAACCGAGAGACGCGACAUACUACGGUCCCUGCCAAUAA
Morchella sextelata is the source of this 3378-nucleotide messenger RNA. RefSeq lists its product as uncharacterized. The transcript is spliced from 8 exons. The record is from RefSeq and is a predicted model, not a curated record. Lineage: Eukaryota; Fungi; Ascomycota; Pezizomycetes; Pezizales; Morchellaceae. Bases 1 to 3378 code for a protein of 1125 amino acids. Gene Ontology annotation, molecular function: protein binding.